Puntigrus tetrazona (Sumatra barb) is the source of this 3908-nucleotide messenger RNA. RefSeq names its product E3 ubiquitin/ISG15 ligase TRIM25-like. The coding region runs from base 886 to 2181 and encodes 431 amino acids. The transcript has 7 exons. Gene Ontology annotation, molecular function: zinc ion binding. The record is from RefSeq and is a predicted model, not a curated record. Lineage: Eukaryota; Metazoa; Chordata; Actinopteri; Cypriniformes; Cyprinidae.
AUCUCUAAAUAAAUGGCUACCGCUGUCCUUUUUCAAGCGUGCGUCGCUUUCAGAAAAACCUCUUCGAAUCUUUGAACCGAAUCAAUGUCUUCUGAAAAUGACUCGCUGAAGGACUCGAAUCGCCGCGCGCUCGCGACGCCUGCCGGUCACAAAAACCCGGGUCAAACGCGCAUAAAAGGAGCUUUUACAACACGAUUGCAAAGCUUGAAAGUAUAUUUUGAUUUCAAAGACUUUUUACGUCCCACUGCAUUUUUAGUAACUACUACCACAUCAUAUUUAAAAAUUAAGCUGAGGGAUAAUUCGACCAAAAAUAAUUUUUAGGCAAACUAUCCUUUAAUUAAAAGUAUUAUCUUAUACUCUAACACGCUUAAGGCGCCGAUGAAUAUUACUGCUGCAUUUUACUUCUGAAUAUGUUAAAAGUCGUGCACUUCAUAUAUUUUUGGGUUUAAUAUACAAUAAUGCGUCGUUUUUGUCUUUCUGUCCAGUGGGAGAAAAAAAACUUUGUACUUAAUUUUUAGAGAAUAUUUAAUAAAACGCACUUCCUUGCGGUCCACCACUGAUUAUUUUGAAAAUGAAACAUUUUUUAGAGUAUCUAAAAAUGUGUGCGUUUUAGUUUUUUUAUGCAUCGAUACAUAAUAAAAGCAAGCCUCUCGCAAAUGCAUGCAUUUAAGUUUGUAAUCCGGCAAUUAAAAGAUUCAGCGCACCAACGCACUUUACCCGCCCUCUCGACUGAGCUUGAGCUGCAUUGCCGUCUCCUCCUGUAUGAUGGAAAACAAACAUGAAAACGACGAAACCUGGCAACACCUGUGCUGAUAGGACGUGAUCCGGAGCACCCGGCGAGGGCGGAGCGUCUCGCGCACUUCGGAGGCGUGAGGAUCGAAAUGCAUGCGUUCAGAAGUACAGCACGGUACAGUAAGGGCGCUCAGCUCAUAUUCUGGUCGGACUCUUGCUUCGUGUCUUUUGGGAGAAGAGCGUGUGGGAAGUUUCACCAGACACAGUGAAAUGGCAGAAGCCAGUAUCUCUUGGGCCGAGGAUCAGUUCUGCUGUCCGGUGUGUCUGGAUCUGCUGAAGGAUCCAGCGGCGAUUCCCUGCGGACACAGUUACUGCAUGCGCUGCAUCUCGGACGUCUGGGAUCAAGACGAUCAGAAGGCAACCUACGGAUGUCCCUUGUGCAAGCAGACCUUCAGUCCGAGACCCGCUCUAAGCAAGAACGUGGUGAUUGCUGAAAUGGUGGAGAAACUGAGGGCGACGAGACCCCGGGCGGCCGCUCCAGCCGCAUCUGGAGAUGUUCGCUGCGACUCCUGCGCCGAGAUUAAACGGACAGCUGUGCGAUCGUGUCUGGAGUGUCGCAGCUCUUACUGCCAAGAGCACCUCGAACAGCACGAGAAUCUCUUCAGGAGUAAAAAACACAGCCUGAUGGACGCCAACGGACGACUGCAGGAGAUGGUCUGCUCUGAACACGAUAAAAUCCUGGACGUUUAUUGCCGUACCGAUCGGCGGUGUAUCUGUACGAUGUGCCUGGUGGAUGAACACAAAAAUCACGACGCCGUCUCAGCUGUAGAGGAACGGAAAGAGAAACAGGGGUAUCUCGAGGAUGCGCAGAGAAACGUCCAGAAAACAAUCCAGCGGAAAGAGAGAGAUCUCCUGGAGCUGAGAGAGGCCGUGGAGUCUCAUAAGCGCUCUGCUCACGAAGCGGUGCAGGAGACUGAGAGGAUCUUCACCCAACUCGUCCUCUCCAUUGAGAAAUGCCGCUCUGAUGUGAAGCGGCUGAUCACCGAUCAGGAAAGAGUUGCAGUGAGUCGAGUUGAAGAACAGCUGGAGCGAGUGAAGCUGGAGCUCAGUGAUCUGAGGGGAAGAGACGCCGAGCUCAAACGGCUUUCAGAGACACAGGAUCACGUUCAUUUCCUCAAGAGUUUGCCGUCUGUGUCUUUCUCUGAAUCUACAGACGGCUUCACGCUCACUAAUCAUUCUUUUGACGACGUCGUGAAAUCGGUCUCUCAGCUCGGAGACAGACUGCAGCAGUUCUCCAUAGACGAGGCAGAAAAUAUCUCGAAAAGAGUAAAAACCAUCCAGGUCUUUCAGACUACUGAAUGCCAGUUACCACAAGCAAUACCAUGGUGCGGUUAUUGUUACUACAGUAAAUCCAUGGUAAAUGAUGGGGACUUAGUACCAGAGAAAUGACCAGAGACCCUUCUGAAAAUGUCCUGAAUGGGAGAGAGGCUCGGACUUUGAAGAAGGCCAUGAGCUGCUGUAUGGCCAGGGCAUGUUCUGGCACUACUGCAGCCCUCAUUUGAGCUGCUCCCAGGAACAUAAUCCAUUGGCUGGGGAAAAAGCAAGCUCUCUGCGAAAUUGACCGUGAGCCCCAGGCCUGAAGUGGAGAAGAGACCUGUGGGAUACUACUUCAGGUUCUGGCCGGUCUGGAACAAGCCAGGCAUUGAGGCAGUUCAGAAUGCAAGUUCCCAUCUGCCCUAGAGGUUGUCAUUUAAGGUAAUCAUUCUAAAUGGCUGUUUCACGAUGGCAUAAUUCAGGUGCCAUAGGAUAAGGAUGGGAUGGAGACCACCAUCCUUUUGGGGAUAAAGUACAGCAAUGGCUGUAGAAGCUUAAGUCAUUUUGAGCCAGCAGAACAAUCGUAACAACCAUAGGGCUCAAUAGUGUGGUGGGAACCAUGCCGCUGAAGCGCAUGGUCUUCGAAUGAAUUGAAGUGAGUGACCUUGUUUUAUUAUCUCCAAAAGCCACUUUACAUUUAGUAGACGCUUUUAUCUAAAGCGACUUACAGUUGGGGAGAAAUAAAGCGUUUCAUCAUAAAGAUGCAGACAAAAAUGAGGAAGUGCUCGCAACACCAGCCUCUGACAUUGUUCAAAUAAGUACAAGCUGGAGAGUAAGUACAAGAGGAAGGUUUUAUGAUGCAUUGAAAUAGGGAUCCAGCAUUCAGGAUGGGGGUGAAAAGGUCAUUCCACUAGCCAGGGACUAUAAAUAAGAAUGUCCUGGAGAAUGAUUUUGAGCCUCUCUAUGAUAGCACCAUAAGGCAUCGCUCAUUAGCUGAUCUCAGACUUCUGGAGGGGAUGCAGAUUAGUAAUAGUGAGUGGAAGUAGACGGAGACUGAGCCUGUGGCUGUUCUGUGUGCAAGCAUCAGUGUCUUGAAUUUGAUGUGAGCUGCAACCGGUGCAAGGAGAUAAAGAGAGGUGUAACAUGGGCUCUUUUGGGCUCGUUGCAGACCAGUCGCGCUGCUGCAUUCUGACUAUUUUUUAGAGGUUUGAAGAGGAAGCCCAGCCAGAGAAAUUACAAGGGCCUGGGCUUUGGAGUAGUGUUGCAUCACUCAUCAUUUGCAUCAAAUUGAAGAAUUCUGAACUUUGUUGUGUUGCUGGCCACUCCCCAUCCAUCACCAGCAGCCACUGUUGUUUGUGUCUGUAGAAAGCCAUCCACUGAAAUAAAUAGUAUUGUGAUGCGUGUAGCUUGUAGUUUGAACGGGGCUAAAGGAAUAUGCACGGGCUGAGAGGCGAGACUCCAUCUCUAUGAGCAUGGUUUCCAGGCAAGAGAUGUACUUGCUGAGGCCAGCAUGCAGGGGGAACCGGCCCAGGGUUAAAAAGAGACUUUAUGGCCAUAGGCUUGUGCAGCUCUGCUGCCUUUCCAUUUUAUUUUUUUUAUUUUUUGUUUACUGCAGGGUAAACCAAUAGGCAAAAAAGACUUCAGUAAUCAGAGAAAAUGGGGAUUUCUCAUCAUGUCUAGUAAUGCAGUAGAAGUAUAUAUGAAGUAUUUCAAUGUCAAACAUCAUUAUGUUUAGGUUAUUAAAAUCAUAUUAACACUUAUUUAAUCAUGAACAAGUAACUGAAAAUGGUUUAGCAUUUAUCAUACGAAUAAAUUAUAAUAUCACUUUCAAAUUAAAUUAAACUGUUACCUGGCAUGAAUAA